AUGUUGUCUUCUCAGACCCAGAAGACCGGCAUGAUCGUCAACGGCGCCCCCAAGUCUCGCGCAGAGGAGCUCAUGGCCCAACAUGCCCAGGAGGCUGCCCAGGGGCCCACGGUAGAGGAUGUCGUCGACGAAGAGGACAUCCUUCACCCGCCUCCCUCCUCCUCCUCCGCCACCGCCGCCGCUGCUGCUCCUGCUAAAUCUCCUGCUGCUGCUGCUGCUGCUGCUGCUGCCCUCGACGUCCAGUCUGAGGAGUCCUUCCCGGCUCUCGGCGGUCCCAAGGCCUCCUUUCGUCCCUCUGCCGUCCCUGUGGCUUGGGGAGGCAGCAAACCACAGCCUUCUCCCGCCGGUACUGCUGCUGGUGCCACUUCUACUGCUCCAGCUCCAGCUCCUGUUCCUGCACCGGCUCCGGCCUCGUCCACCCCAAGACAGCUCACCAUUCCAGGCAAACAUGUGGACCAAUUCCGCUUCGAUUCCUCCCAGAUGCUGCCUCGCUCGGAGCUCAAGAAGCCUGUGUCUGACAUCCUGAGAGAUAUCAGCAAAAAGUCCAAGGUCAGACUCGAGGUCAGGGAGGGUGCUGGUGGUGUCUACAUCUUCGAGGGCACAGGCAACGUUGAUGCUGUCAGGCAGGCCUUGAAGGAGGUUGCCCAGCAGGUCGGCAGCACGAAAUCCGUCAAGGUCCCGGUGCCGGCUUCGGCCAGACCACACAUCAUUGGCCGUCAAGGAGCCGUCAUCCAAGGCAUCCUCGACCGCACCGGAGCCCGCAUCGACGUCCCUAAGCCAGACGAGUCCAAACCGCUUGACGACGAUGACGAGGACAACACAAUUGAAAUCACCAUUGAAGGUGAUGCCCUCGCUGCAGAGAUGGCCCGCCGAGAGAUCGAGGCCCGUGUCAAGGAACGCACCUCCAACAUCAGCCUCCGUCUCAAGACCGUGGCCCCGGAACUCUUCCCCUUCAUUGCCGGUCCGCACAACCAGUCCAUCAACAGGCUGGAGGAGCUCACCAAGACCCAGAUCCGUGUGCCCAAGUACCACACCUGGGGCCACCGUCCCCCUCCACAGGAGCCUGCCUCGACCUCAGGACCGGUUCUCUACACUCCCGACCCAGACCAGCACAUCAUCAUCGUCGGUGAACGACAGGCUGCUCAGGAGGCCCGCUCCCAGAUCGAGCGCCGAGCCCAACUGCUGCAAAACCGUAUCACCCUCCGUCAGCUCGCAAUCAACCGUGGACAGCACCAAUUCAUCGUCGGUGACAAGGGUGACUCCCUGCAUGACUUUUUGGCCUCCACCGGAUGUGCCAUCGUCCUGCCCCCGCCAUCAGACGAUACCGAGUUCCUCACCAUCACAGGCCCUGCAGAGAGCAUCGAGGCUGGUGUCAACCGUGCCAUGGACCUGGCUACCAGCAUGCAGAUGGCCAACAUUGACGUCUCGCGCCAGCACCCCAAUGCCCCCUGUGGCCCGGAUGUCCAUGCUCGUGCUCUGACGGCCUAUCUCCAGCACCGACGGGUCAUCGAACAUCUCGAAAAGACGCAUGAUUCCCACAUCGUCCUGCCUCUCGAAACGGCUAGCUCCUCCAACGCUCCGAUCACCUGGGAGGUCUACUCGCGGAACGGCAAAAAUACGAUUCUGGCCCGGUCUGAUAUCAUGAACCUGAUCCAGGCCCUUCCCCCGUCAAAGCUGGCCACCGUGCCCGUCGAUCCUUACCUGCACGGAUACCUCCGCUCGCGUGGCCUGCCCCAGCUCAAGGAACAGUUUGGCGUGCACCUGGUUGUUCCUGAAACCGUUGGUCCACCAGCAUCCGAUAGGCCGGUCAACCUUGUUCUCGCCUACGAAGGCCCAGAAGAAGUCACCGCCCAGAGCCCCUGUCUCAAACGCCGCCCCUCAAGCGAGGACGCCGCCGUUUUCCAGAAGGCCCUGCGUGAAGCGACGGAGUAUUUGCACAAGGUCCUAGGUGACCCCAAGGACGUCUCUUCCCAGUCUGUCCCCAUCCCGCCCAAAUACCAUGACAGACUGCGCCGUUUCGUCGCCCAGGACCAAGCCAGCUACGGCGAGACGCAUAUACCCGUCAGUCUCGCCUUUGCUGCCGACAACGCCAACAACGCCUCCAUCCGUGGCCGUUCCGCUGACGUAGCUAACCUGGUAGCUAAGCUAGCCACCUUCGUAGCUGACCAGGAACGUGAUGACCGUGAACGCAACCACGUAACUACAUUCGACUUCCCCCAGAAAUACGCAAACUUCCUCAUCGGCAAACGAGGCGAAAACAUCAACAAGCUGCGUGAAGAAUUUGACGUAGAUAUCAAAGUCGAAAACGGCAAGGUAGACAUCAAGGGACCACCCGCUAAGGCCGCAGCUGCAAAGACUCGUAUUCUCGCGCUUGCAAAGAAACUCGAAGACGAAGCUACGUAUGUUCUUAAGAUUGCUCCGCAGUAUCAUCGUGACCUUAUCGGUCAGAAGGGAAGCCAGGUCAACCGUCUCCAGGAACGCUACAACGUUCGUGUUCAGUUCCCUCGUGCCAACAACAAUGUUCCAGAUGACGUUUCCAUAGCCGAUACAAGCGAGGCUGCUGGCCCUACCAAUGGCAACAGUAAUGCUCGUUCUCGUGCCCCCCAAGCGGCUGAUGAAGUCAUUAUCCGCGGGCCCAAGAAGGGCGCCGACAGCACCCGUGAUGAAAUCCUCUCGCUCUAUCAAUGGCUCGUAGACCACUCCCAUUCAGCGGUUGUCUCGGUUGCUCGCGACCAGAUACCGUCUCUCAUUGGCCAGCGAGGACGAGAAAUGGAUAAAUUCCGUGCUGAAACGGGUGCACAAAUUGAUAUUCCUGGACCAGAGACCGGAGAGGGCGAGGCCGGAGCUAGAGUUGAGAUUCGUCUCAAGGGGACAAAGAAGCAGGUUGACGAUGCGAAGAAACUGCUUCUUGCUAGGGCCAGGGACUUUGAUGAGACCAUUACUCGUACCGUUGAGGUUGAUAAGAAGUAUCAUAAGGCUCUCAUCGGUGCUGGUGUCAAGUUCCCACGAGCUGACAGUGAUGAAACCACCAUCAAACUCGAAGGCAAGGAGGCAGUAGUCACCAGCCUGAUCAAUGCAAUCGAAGAGUUCGUCCGCCAGAAGGAGGACCAAGUGACCAUCUCCAUUGAAGUCCCUCAAUCCCAACACCGCCAUCUCAUCGGCCGAGGAGGCGAAACCCGCCGCCAACUCGAAUCCCAGUUCAACGUGGUUCUGGACGUGCCCAAACAGGGCUCGAACCGGACCGAUGUGAAGAUCAAGGGUCCCUCUGCGGCCGCUGAACAAGCUAAAACACACAUCGAAACCAUGCUCAGGGAUCAGCAAGGUGAAACCGUUGAAGUCCCAGUACACUUGCACCAUGUGAUAUCUGACAACGGCGCGUUUUUCCGCCAACUGCGGAAUAACCAUCAGGUCACCGUUGACCAUGCAGGGCACAAAGUGCCUGCCAAACCUUCCCCUGCAGCCGUUGAGUCGCGCGCAGACUCAACUUCCCUCCCACUCAUCACUGACGCAGACGACUCCACCCCCGACACAUUCUCCUGGAAAAUCGUCGAGCCAGCCAGUCCACCUUCUGACUCAGCUUCAACCACUAUCCCCUGGGUUCUCUCCGGUUCUCCCGAGAACGUAACCAAGGCUAAAGCGCUGCUUACCGCCGCUAUAGCCUCGGCCGCUCAGCCAUGCUGCACGGGUUACUUGAUCCUGCCCGACCCCAAGACCUACCGCUUCGUCGUGGGUACGGGCGGUUCUCAAAUCAACGCCAUCCGCUCCAAGACCGGAUGCAGGAUCAACGUCCCCAAGGGCCAGGCUGGCGGAGAAGCGAUUGAAGUCAAGGGCUCGAGGGACAACGUCGAGCUCGCGCGGGAGAUGAUUCUUGAUGCUGUCAAGGCCGGACUUGCGGGCCCGGGAUCGAGGAGGUAG
Trichophyton verrucosum HKI 0517 is the source of this 3915-nucleotide messenger RNA. RefSeq lists its product as uncharacterized. Gene Ontology annotation, molecular function: mRNA binding. Gene Ontology annotation, cellular component: cytoplasm; nucleus. Gene Ontology annotation, biological process: nuclear division. The transcript is spliced from 3 exons. The coding region runs from base 1 to 3915 and encodes 1304 amino acids. The record is from RefSeq and is a predicted model, not a curated record. NCBI's taxonomy places the organism in Eukaryota, Fungi, Ascomycota, Eurotiomycetes, Onygenales, Arthrodermataceae.